AUGACGAUUUCCCUCAAUAAGUUGGUGUUCGUUCUCUUGAUUUCGGCGGUAUAUUCCUUGGAGACCGAUUCCAUAACCCCCGCCUUCAAGAGUUUACCAGAUGAGCUAUGUCCCAAGUGGGCGAGAGAAAUGCACUGCGAGCCGCUUUUUGUGGCUGAUAAGACUCUCCGAUUUCGCGACCGUCGAUUGUCACCCGAUUGCCCCUUGGGCUGCCAGGCCUGUUCCAUGGAUGUUGGAGAUGAAAUCGACGAUGUAAUUCAGGAAUACGUACGACACUGUGUCAACCUUCAAGUGCCUGAAACCGAGGAUGUGUGGAAACCUGGAGACCUCGAUGCAACGUACGAGAGAAUCCUUCGUGAAUUUCCGCAGUACAAACCAACCGUGUUGUCGAGGGAUCCCUGGCUCGUACAACUGGAAGAUUUUAUCAAGCCGCCCGAAGCGAUGGUUAUGAUUAAAGAGACCCAAUUGGAGGUAUUGAGCGGAGCAGCAGAAGCAGGCCUGGAAAAGGCAAAUGAUGCAGGGGGUGUUUGCCACUCAACUCAGGCAUGGUGCAACGAGGGUUGCCUGCGGAGACCUGAAAUGCAGAGUGUCAUCCAGAGAGUCGAAGAUCUCGUCAAUUUACCAUGGAAGUAUGCAGAACCCAUUCAUUUCAUCGAAUACGAACCCGGCCAGAAGUAUGGAAGACACUCCGACCAUAUUCCCGAGGAGAUGGAAACUAUGCAUGGACCCCGUCUUUUUACCUUACUGCUCUACCUAAAUGAUAUUGAAGAGGACCUGGGAGGCGACACUUGCUUCCCCAAUUUGGACGUGUGCAUCCAGCCCAAGCUAGGACGAGCCGUUAUUUGGCCAAAUGUGCUGAAUGACAAGCCAUGGGCUGCUGAAAACCGUACCUGGCACGAAGCUAACGAGAUUUACAAAGGGUUCAAGUACGCCAGUACGUUCUGGUUGCAUCUCCGUGACUAUGAGCAUGCAGAACGACUGAAUUGCAUCUAUACAAUGGAAGACGAUAUUCGUGAGGAGCUGGAAGAGAUGGAAGCAGAAAAGUACGGAGACUACGACGACGACGAGGAAGAUGAGGAGGAGGAAGAGGAGUACGGGGACGACGAAUACUACGAUGAUGACGGCUACGAGUAG
Molecule: messenger RNA, 1134 nt
Organism: Seminavis robusta
Lineage: Eukaryota; Bacillariophyta; Bacillariophyceae; Naviculales; Naviculaceae
Source: the annotation of a GenBank genome assembly